Molecule: messenger RNA, 1049 nt
Organism: Malania oleifera
Lineage: Eukaryota; Viridiplantae; Streptophyta; Magnoliopsida; Santalales; Ximeniaceae
Exons: 2
Coding region: 75-515 (146 amino acids)
Source: RefSeq, a predicted model, not a curated record
UGGGGCAAGACCUAGCUACAGGCGGCAGAAAGGCAUCAAAGUUUUCUUUUUUUAAUAACCCAGGGGAGCAAGCAAUGGAGGUAUGUGGCAAAUCUUUGGUAGCAGGGGCUACAAACGUUAUUUUUCUGUCAACUAUUCUUGGGCAAGACGGGGCGAUCCCUUCUCACAAAUGCGACUGGAAAUGUGAAAACGAACUCGUGUGUGGAAACAUGUACCGCUGUAAACUGACUGGACACACACAUAUCUGUGACAAAAACUGUGACCAGAGAAUUCUGUAUGAUAACCAAAGCUCACUUUGCAGAGCGAGCGGGCAGGUUUUCCCCCUUACAUCGGUGGAAGAACAGGCAGUGAGAGGAGUCCGCAGGAAGCUUGAUGCUGAGAAUUCUCCCUCUGAUAACUGUGCUUUUAAGCGCAUCAGACGGGAUACUCAGUUUCAUCCGUCUCCCUUUGAGAGAUCAUUUUCUGCUUUCGGUCCAAUCUGCAGUCAAGUUGGGGAUGGCAUGGAUCUGAGCUAGAUCUAUACAAUUGACAAACUCGGAUAUUCAGCCCUUGGUUGCAGCACAGAAAGGUUUCAAGUUGAUAAUUGCUUAUGAAAUGAGAGAUGCAGUUGCUGCUGGGAGAUCCAUUCUUCUUUAUUCAAGAUCAAUUUCAAAAUGUUGGCUGUAUCGAAGCAGGUAGGAGUCUCCAACAUGGAAAGUUUUAACCCACUGUUCAACUUUAUGUUCUGAGCUAGAGGAAUCCGCGAAGCACCUUCCCUGCCUUUCUGCCAAUGGACUUUGUUGGUCUGCAUUUUCACACUGCUGUGUUUCGGUGGUAGGUGCAUUCUGUGGCAAGACUGACAUGUCAAUUGGAUGUGGGAAUGCUUCGUAGAAAGUGGCGACAUAUUCUUGUAUCAUAGUUCUCUGAUCCAUUUGUGCUAGGGUCUGCUUGUUAGGUGGAUUUAGGAGAAACUAACUCGGUCUCUCUUUUGCUGGUGAAAAUGGUUGUGGUGGUUGUUUUGAACUUCUGUUGCAGAACAUUUUUCUUGGAUGAAGCGAGCUUAUUAGAUC